AUGAUGGCUACAUCAAGUGUGGCGUCGUCAGUUGCUGGUAGUUCGGUGGUCAUGACUGCCAGUGCUGGUCUCGUUGAGUUGGAGACUUUCUUGAGGCGCGUGAAUGUUUGGAGUGGGAUCGAAGAUCCAAUUGGUGCACGAUCUUCGACAAGUGACACUCAGUUUGCUAUGAUGGAUAAUAUUGCUCGUGGUGCCAUUCUACAUGGUGUACCGACUGCAGAUGCUGAGCUAAUCUGUCAUGAGAUGAACGCUCACGAGAUGUGGACACGUUUCGGCAACAUGCAAACAAAAAGGGAAUACGCGAACUAUAUAUUCGCGAGACAGCAGCUGUAUGCAAACAAGUAUACUCAUGAGAGAAACAUGAACGACUGGCUGCGUGAGAUGCAGCUCCAGCGUAAUGAGUUACUACAUUACAAGAAGGUUAUUUCUGACGAAGAAUUUGCCGAGAUUCUCCUGAGUAAUGUGCCGCAGACGCAUCGCGAAGUUGUUCGUCAAUUCUCGAAACACUAUGAUCCUGGCUAUCAGCAUUCUGCCCAAUCUUCUGCUCAAGUGAUGAACGCUCUUCGAGCUGAGUCGGAACUUGAUGCACGGAGUGACGAGCCUAUACAAACUCCAAAUAUCUUGCCUGCACAAGCUGGCAAAAAGCAAGGCAAGUCACUGAACCAACAGCAUUUUCAACAAGGAAAGACAAAAAAAAAAAAAAAACGUGGGCGUGGCCGGAAGGAGUCCCAUCCAGGAACAGAGGGCAGGUUGGAGAACUGA
Molecule: messenger RNA, 762 nt
Organism: Phytophthora nicotianae INRA-310
Lineage: Eukaryota; Oomycota; Peronosporomycetes; Peronosporales; Peronosporaceae
Exons: 3
Coding region: 1-762 (253 amino acids)
Source: RefSeq, a predicted model, not a curated record